Dipodomys spectabilis (banner-tailed kangaroo rat) is the source of this 639-nucleotide messenger RNA. RefSeq names its product neurogenin 1 (gene Neurog1). The transcript has a single exon. Bases 1 to 639 code for a protein of 212 amino acids. Lineage: Eukaryota; Metazoa; Chordata; Mammalia; Rodentia; Heteromyidae. Gene Ontology annotation, molecular function: protein dimerization activity. The record is from RefSeq and is a predicted model, not a curated record.
AUGCCCGCCCCUCCGGAGGCCGGCCUCUCCGAUCUCGCCUCGGGGCCGUCGGGGGCGGCCCGCCGGGGGGCGCUGGGGGCGGAGCCGGAGCCGCCGGCGCCUCCGCAGCAGCCGCAGCCGCGGCGGCGGCGCCGGGGCCGGGCGCGCGUGCGGCCCGAGGCGCUGCUGCACUCGCUGCGCCGCAGCCGCCGCGUCAAGGCCAACGACCGCGAGCGCAACCGCAUGCACAACCUGAACGCGGCGCUGGACGCGCUGCGCAGCGUGCUGCCCUCCUUCCCCGACGACACCAAGCUCACCAAGAUCGAGACGCUCCGCUUCGCCUACAACUACAUCUGGGCCCUGGCGGAGACGCUGCGCCUGGCCGACCAAGGGCUGCCCGGGGGCGCGGCCCGGGAGCGCCUCCUGCCUCCGUGCGCCCCCUGCGCGCCCGGACCCCCGAGUCCCGCCAGCGACGCCGAGUCCUGGGGCUCCGGGGCCGCCGCCUCGCCCUGCGCGGCCGCCGCCUCGCCCAUCUCGGACCCCAGCAGCCCUGCCUCCGAAGACUUCGCCGGCUACGGCCCCAGCGACCCCCUGUUCUCCUUCCCCGGCCUGCCCAAAGACCUGCUCCACGCGACGCCUUGUUACCUCCCUUACCACUAG